Molecule: messenger RNA, 1257 nt
Organism: Echinostoma caproni
Lineage: Eukaryota; Metazoa; Platyhelminthes; Trematoda; Plagiorchiida; Echinostomatidae
Source: the annotation of a GenBank genome assembly
GUGAAAAUUUUGGUUCCAAACAGUACUGCCGGGAUGGUGAUUGGCAAAGGUGGAUCCUACAUACAGGAAAUCAAGGACAAAACCGGAGCUUAUGUGCAAAUCUCGCAGAAAUCACGGGAAUUCAAUCUGUUCGAGCGGUGUAUUAUCAUUGCGGGUGAUCUGGAUCAGACUCGUGCAGCAGUUCAAUUGAUAUUGACCGUAAUUGCUGCCGAUCCACAGUCAGCCAGCUGUCCAAAUCUAUCUUAUCACGAUAUUCGCGGCCCAGUAGCCAGUGUAUAUCCUACAGGCUCUCCCUAUGCCACUCCAGUCCUACCCUGUCCGGCCACACCGAGCUGGAUGACUGCUGGUGGUUCUCCUGUCGAUCCGGCUUCUGCUAGUGCUGCCGCCGCUAUGAUGGCGGCCAUGUUCUCGCCAGGUACUAUGCCCACUGUGGGCAGUGCUCCCGGGUCCCGAAGCUCCACAUUCGGAUUUUUCUCCACCAACUAUUCCAGUUCACCCGAUUUUACUUCACUCGCGGUUUUGGCUUCGAAUCAACACGCACUUGGACUCACACCAAUGCUGCAACCAAUUGCCUUGCCCAGUCCCGGCACUGCCACCGCUGCAGGGGAUUUAGUCGGUGCGCCGGGCACUCCGUACGGUUCUAGUCCCACUCAACCGACUGGAUUUGCCAGUGCAGGUGCUCUGGAUCCGGGUUCGGUUCCGGAAAGCGUGAUUGGAUUAAUCCUCGGUCCACAAGGUCGAUCGAUCAUGGAUCUGCAAACGAGCACAGGCACUGUCAUUCAGAUCUCCCAAAAGGGUGUCUAUUUGACAGGCACACAGAAUCGUUUAGUUACUAUCACCGGAGCACAACCGAACGUCCAAUGGGCUGCAGAUGUGAUUGAACAACGACUCCAGGCUGAACGGCUGCGACGCGAAUCGUCCUCGUCCAAUCAACCGACACCACCACCAGCGGCAGCAGCCACUGCUGGACCAAUUACGGGUUCCGAUGCCGAAGUCCAACGCAACGUAUCUUUGUUCUAUCCUCAAGCAGUCACUGCCGGUCUAUACGGUGAUCCUCAACUAUCAGGAGGUUCAUCCAUGCAUAUCCCGGUCACAUCUGGGUCGUCCACAGGAUUGACCGCGGCUGCUGCUGCGGCUGUGGCAGCCGAAUCCACCGUCGUUCAGCCCCAGUCACAACAACUAACUCAGGCCCUAACCACGACGUUACAGCCUGUGAAACGAGAGAGCGAUACGCACGGAUUUAGACAACCACCUUGA